UCAUCAGAGACUGUCCUAUCGGAACGGACUUUUAUUCGGCGAUCUACGCAUGCGUGGUGUCCGGUUGAUGAAGCGGAGUGGGUCGGAUUCAUCAAGCUACAGAAACCGGUCUCCGAGGUUUUAAUUUCCUUGUCCACAAUGAACUUCCCAAGAAACUACAGAAAUACGUCAGGCCCCAGAAUGUUUUCAGGACCUAGGAUGGGGGCUCCUUAUUUUCCAACUUAUAACAGAUCUCGUGUGCAUCAGGACUUUGAGUUUGCAGAGAAUCCAGAUUUGCAUGGAAAUAACUUUUGGGUAGGAUCAGUAUCUUCAAAGGAUACUACGCGGAGAGUAUUUCAACAUGGAAGACCGAGGAGGAACAAAAACAAGCCUUUCGUACCCAGGCAGUUACCUAAAGUGGUGCAAAAAGAGACAGUUGGACCUAAAAAUCCAGAGGAGAAGAAGAUGAUAGAAAACCCAAAAGAUGCGACCAAUAAUCCCCAGAACCAUGAAGCUACCGGUCAUCCACAGAAUUCAGGAGCACCGGGUGCAGCUAAUAAGCCAAGGCCGAGGAAGAUGAACGCCUUCCGGAGAAGAGGAAAAAAAUCAAGAGCUGCGUCUUAUUAUCCAAAGAACCAUGAAGCCACCAGUCAACCACAGAAUUCAGACGUGACCAAAAGGGCACAGCAGCCGAUACCAGGGCGUAAGCCACACAAUCCUAAAGAUGGAGCAGGGAAACCACAGCAGCCGAUGCCGGAAGAUGUCAGUGUGAAUCCUGAAGAUACAGCUACGAACUCACUGCAGCCAAACCCACCAUGUGUCGACCAACCAGAAAAUGCAGAUGAUGAUGAUCAACAGAGCGAGGCGAACACUCAGAAUGGAGACAGCAAGAAACGUGACGCUGCGGAGAUGACCACAGAUGCUGAUUUGCCAAGUCAACCACACAAGAAAUUGAAGACAGAAGAGAACGGCCCUCCUGCAGAGCAGGUUGACCUUGUAAACAAGUAUGGAUUGCGAGGUGAUACCAGCGCAAUGUACUCGUGUGGCUUGUGUCGGUAUCAUACCCUGGACGAGAAGCUAAUCCAGAUACAUUUCUUAACCUAUAAGCACAAAAUGGUGCUGAAGCAUCUGCGGAACUACCUCCCGAAAAACAGAGUGAACUUCCUUAAUGGACAACUUAUAUCGAAGAUGAAAACCUCCUUGGGACAAAAGAGCAACAACGUGAAUCUCGUCAGAAACGUAUUUACAAAAAUAAGUCCAACACAUUUCCUGCAUCGUAUUGAAGCCACGCAUUGUGAGGCAUGCGGUAUUCUCAUUCCAGAUGACCCAGAUCUCCUACCAACGCACAUACAAUCACUCACCCACAAGCAGAAUCUCCAGGUUAAAUUGGAGAACAUUAAGACCAACAGCAUUACGACAGCAAAGGAGCUUCUGCAGGAUUUUGAAAGGCAAAAACAAUCCAAAAUGGGACCGCAUUCCUCUAAGGACAGAGCGCCCUCUUCAGCACAGGGACACUAUUCCUCUAAGUACAGAGCGGGCUCUUCAUCACAGGGACACUAUUCCUCUAAGUACAGAGCGGGCUCUUCAUCACAGACUCCCUCUAAGGCCAUAGCUGCCAGUUCACUUGAAAUCCUGGUUCCUGAGGAAGAUGAUGAUGCUGAACCCAAUGGUCAAGAGUUUCCUGAUAAUUAUAAUGAAGGUCCCAUUGAUGCGAAUAAAGACUGUGAUAAUAUGGUGUUUGAACCUGAUCCCAUGACUGAUGGGAAAGUUAAAGAUGAUGAAACGGAGGAGGAGGCGGCUGAGGCCCCAUGAUGUCACUUACUGUCUCUCAAUAUGGAACAUAAGUUUGUAACUUCUACAGAUGCUAAUUCAUUUUGAGGUGUCUUGUUUGAUUAGAUGAAAUGUUGGUUGCUUCAUUAUGUUUCUUUAUGCUUUUAUUUUUUUUUAAAUAUCUGAGCCGUAAAUACAAGUGGUUGUAUAGAGAAGAUUUUUUUUCAAUUUAUUUUAGACCCUGAAUACCAUAGGGGGCUGUCCACAUGCUUUUAAAAAAAAAAGUGAAUUAUUUAUAGAUACGUUUUAUUUUUUAUUCAGUAGUACAUUAUGGUGAUGAUUGCCACAGUACAGCAUCCAUUCAACAAAUACACGACAUGGGACAAAAACGGGAUGUGAACACAACCUUAGCUGCUUUUGCAGGGUCCGAGAUGGUGACGCAUGACAGAGGGAUUGUCUUUGGUGCUGUUUGAAUCCUCGUGUCGUGCAUGAGGCAGAAUACAGCCUCCCCGACCUCUAUUGUGAAUCAUUGGUUGGAGGAUUAGCUCAUCGUCUGCUCCUGUGAUGUCUCAUUCUCGCUAGGUAAAUCAGUCUUGAUGCUCCGCUGUCCGUUCCUCAGUGCACCAAACAAUGUCUCUGGCCAGUCCUCCACUGACCACUAUCCUAUCCCCCUCUACCGCAAUCCACCUCUGCAGCACCUUUUAGGUUUUAUAUAUGUAUAUUCAAUGAAUCCAAACAAAUUACAGCAAGUAGUCCGUCUGUUUAUUCAGUAAUAAAGGAUACAGUUGCAGUCCAUUUUGCUGCUAGUGCGGAGAGCACAUUGUUCACCUUCCUUACAAAAGGACACAGAUUUGGCAGGAUAAUGAAGGAACUCUACAAUAAUCGAUUUGGGGGGAAAGGGUGGGUGUGUAGGGGUCUGGUACAGAUUUUGCUUUAAAGGGGUUUUCUGAGAUAUUUUUACUGAUGACCUCUAGAUAGGGGGGGUCUAACUCCUGGGACCCAUUAUUCCAGGAAUUAAGAAAAUGAU
This is a messenger RNA of Bufo bufo (common toad), 2776 nucleotides long. Its product is annotated as A-kinase anchor protein 8-like. The coding region runs from base 139 to 1791 and encodes 550 amino acids. The record is from RefSeq and is a predicted model, not a curated record. Gene Ontology annotation, molecular function: DNA binding. The transcript is spliced from 21 exons. Gene Ontology annotation, cellular component: nucleus. NCBI's taxonomy places the organism in Eukaryota, Metazoa, Chordata, Amphibia, Anura, Bufonidae.